This is a messenger RNA of Cydia fagiglandana, 660 nucleotides long. RefSeq lists its product as uncharacterized. The transcript is spliced from 4 exons. The record is from RefSeq and is a predicted model, not a curated record. The coding region runs from base 77 to 625 and encodes 182 amino acids. Lineage: Eukaryota; Metazoa; Arthropoda; Insecta; Lepidoptera; Tortricidae.
GGAAACUACUAGUGAGCGUUAAAGCAAUUUUCCAGUUUACAUUUCGAUUAAAUCGUUAUUUUUGACAAAAUUCAUCAUGUCUGAGUUAUUCAACAUCUUUGGAGACAGCCUGAUGCGCCAGCCAACGAAAAAUGUCGCGCGCCAACCGCUAUUCAACAUCGAGAAUAUGGGCAAAUCCGUUUCAACGGGUCCAAUCAAGCCCAACGAGCCGUUGAAAAAGGGCGCCGAACCGAAGAAGACUUUCCUUUGUAACAAGGGGAAAGCCCUACAAAGCACGCCUAUGCGGCAGGCGUUCACGCCACGGGCAGUCAACGUCGGAGCCCUAAUCUACAACGACGCUGACGCCAAGUCUGACAAUGCUGUAAACUUUGAAGAGUUGGAGUUCACUAAACCUGUUUACAAAUAUGACAAUUACACUAAAGACUGGCUUGACUACCUACCAUUGCCAGAGCCCGAGCUGAAGCGGCUGUCGCUGACGCCGCCGCGCACGCCGGCGCCCGACACGCGCCGCACCAGCCUAGACUUUGACUGCUCCUAUCAAGAUGAAUUCUUCACAGAUGAUUUCUCAAAUGUGAGUAUCCCAGAUCCAAACGACAGUGACCUGGGCUUGCCGGACAUUUAUUGAGUUGAUUUAUUGUCUUAUCCCCUUAUUCAUAAAAC